CGGCCCCCGGCGAGGCUCACUGCGCUUGCGCUGACAGACGCAAGAUGGCGGACAGUGCGGAACUAAAGCAAAUGGUUAUGAGCCUUAGAGUUUCUGAACUACAAGUACUGUUGGGCUACGCUGGGAGAAACAAGCACGGACGCAAACACGAACUUCUCACAAAAGCCCUGCAUUUGCUAAAGGCUGGCUGUAGUCCUGCUGUACAAAUGAAAAUUAAAGAACUCUAUAGGCGGCGGUUCCCCCAGAAAAUCAUGACGCCUGCGGACUUGUCCAUCCCCAAUGUACAUUCAAGUCCUAUGCCAGCAACUUUGUCUCCAUCCACCAUUCCACAACUCACUUACGAUGGUCACCCUGCAUCAUCACCGUUACUCCCUGUUUCUCUCCUGGGACCUAAACAUGAACUGGAACUCCCACAUCUUACAUCAGCUCUUCAUCCAGUCCAUCCGGAUAUAAAACUUCAAAAACUACCAUUUUAUGACUUAUUGGAUGAACUGAUAAAACCCACAAGUCUAGCAUCAGACAACAGUCAGCGCUUUCGAGAAACCUGUUUUGCAUUUGCAUUGACACCACAACAAGUACAGCAAAUCAGUAGUUCCAUGGAUAUUUCUGGGACCAAAUGUGACUUCACAGUGCAGGUCCAAUUAAGGUUUUGUUUAUCUGAAACCAGUUGUCCACAAGAAGAUCACUUCCCACCCAAUCUUUGUGUGAAAGUGAAUACAAAACCGUGCAGCCUUCCAGGUUAUCUUCCACCUACUAAAAAUGGUGUGGAACCAAAGCGACCCAGCCGACCAAUUAAUAUCACCUCACUUGUCCGAUUAUCCACAACAGUACCAAACACCAUUGUUGUUUCUUGGACUGCAGAAAUUGGAAGAACCUAUUCCAUGGCAGUAUAUCUUGUAAAACAGUUGUCCUCAACAGUUCUUCUUCAGAGGUUACGAGCAAAGGGAAUAAGGAAUCCGGAUCAUUCUAGAGCUUUAAUUAAAGAGAAAUUGACUGCGGAUCCAGACAGUGAAAUAGCUACAACCAGCCUAAGGGUAUCUCUUCUAUGUCCACUUGGUAAAAUGAGGCUGACAAUUCCAUGUCGAGCCCUUACAUGUUCUCAUCUGCAGUGUUUUGAUGCAACUCUUUACAUUCAGAUGAAUGAGAAAAAACCAACCUGGGUUUGUCCUGUCUGUGAUAAGAAGGCUCCAUAUGAACACCUUAUCAUUGAUGGCUUGUUUAUGGAAAUCCUAAAGUACUGUACAGACUGUGAUGAAAUACAGUUUAAAGAGGAUGGCUCUUGGGCACCAAUGAGAUCGAAAAAGGAAGUACAGGAAGUUUCUGCCUCUUACAAUGGAGUUGAUGGAUGCUUGAGCUCCACGUUGGAACAUCAGGUAGCUUCUCACAACCAGUCCUCCAAUAAAAACAAGAAAGUAGAGGUGAUUGACUUAACCAUAGACAGUUCCUCUGAUGAAGAGGAGGAAGAGCCAUCUGCCAAGAGGACAUGUCCUUCCCUGUCUCCCACAUCACCACUAAACAAUAAAGGCAUUUUAAGUCUUCCACAUCAAGCAUCUCCAGUAUCCCGCACCCCCAGCCUUCCUGCUGUAGACACAAGCUAUAUUAACACCUCCCUCAUCCAAGACUACAGGCAUCCUUUCCACAUGACACCCAUGCCUUAUGACUUACAAGGAUUAGAUUUCUUUCCUUUCUUAUCAGGAGACAAUCAGCAUUACAACACCUCCCUGCUUGCCGCUGCAGCAGCAGCAGUCUCAGAUGAUCAAGACCUCCUACACUCGUCGAGAUUUUUCCCAUAUACCUCCUCACAGAUGUUCCUCGAUCAGUUAAGUGCAGGAGGCAGCACUUCCCUGCCAACCACCAAUGGAAGCAGUAGUGGCAGCAACAGCAGCCUUGUGUCUUCCAACAGCCUAAGGGAGAGCCAUAGCCACACUGUCGCAAACAGGAGCAGCACAGAUACAGCGUCCAUCUUUGGCAUCAUACCAGACAUUAUCUCAUUGGACUGAUCCCUUGCCCCUGCUGCUCCCACCCCAUCCUAGAUUAAAUGAACUUGGCAGAAAGAAGAGAACUUUGUGCUCUGUCUUAUCUUAUUCUGUUUAGCAAAGUACAGCGUGGCUUUUUUUCCUUUUUUUAGGGAAAAAAUUAAAAGAAAUGUACAGAGAACAAAACUAUAUUUUCAGUUUUACUUUUGUAUAUAAAUCUAAGACUGCCUGAUAAAACACUUGUUUAAAAAAAAAAAAAGGAAAGAAAAGAAAAAAGCACCCACAAACCACCUUCAGUUCAUUUUUUCUGGAUUCUGAAGAUUUUUCAUCAUUUGUCCUAUGGUUUUGGUUUUAUUUUACUUCAAUGGCAUUAUUUUAUUUGCAGUAAGCAGAAAAGGAAUUGCAUGUAUGAAGUUUUAAAUUGUGGGCUUUGUUGUGGGGGGGUUGGGGGGAUAGUUUGAUUACCAUUUUUUAAAAAUGACAGACUUGGAUUCUGUUUGUGUGUGUGUGUGUGUGUGUGUGUGUGUGCGCGCGCGCGUGUGCAUAUUUUAUCCAGCCUUAAGUUAUAAAUCUCAUCUGUCCCACUUUCAUUCCCUAUGUAUUUUCAGGUCAUAGCUCAUGGGUGUGUGUGUUCAGUGUGUGUGUCUAUAUGUAUUUUUUGUCAUUAAUGUUCUCUCUCCUCUGGAGUUUGCAUUCAGUUAAUAUAUUAGUUGCCUGCUUCUUUUAAAGUGCUUUGAAGGUCUUGAACUCACAUGUGAGUAUCUUUAUCAACUAUCCCAGUUGCAUGUUCUCCAUCAUAUAUUCUUGCUCUUAAGCCCCCUGAGAAUACGCUGUAGAAAUACUGGGGUAAAGCUGUCUGGGUAAGAAGUAGGCUUACUAGACCUGUGAAUAAUACAUAGUCUAGUUCUUGAUUCUAAAUCUGGAUUGCCAGUGUUGUAUAUUUAAACCAAGUCUGUGAAUACCUGCUUUUUUGGCCACAGGGUAACAAGUUUUCAUAUAAGAUCUUCAUACCAAAGUAGGAAGUGAUAAUAGCUUAGAAAGUCCUGCUGGGCGUCUUGUGCAGCUGACAGAAGAAAGGUUAUGUCACCUCAUAAAAAAGAGGAGUCAAUAACCCUAAAAGUAAAUUUUGUUUGGAAAAUAAAGUGCACCCCACAUGUGGAUAGAAAUCUAUCUGAUAAAACAGUUGAACUUCAAAAUGUGUUUGAACCUUAGUCAUUUUUAUUCUCUGAUUCUGAGUGUACUUAUUUUCUUAACCUAUCUACCUAGUUUAUUUUUUUUUUCACCUUUUAAUGACAAGCAUGACAUAGGAAAGUCAUUUUUUAAAAAUUCAUAAAUGGGUCUGAUCUCUUAAUAGUGGAACAUGUAAAUAUAUUGAAAACUGUUUUUGAGGAGAUAAGUGAGGGUUGAUGGGAAGGAAAAGUGGUUUUACUUGUGUUCCAAAAAUCCUCUUCAGAGAAGAUACUAUGUUCUCAAAUAUGGAAAAUGUAUUUCAGUUGAUUGAGAGUAUAGGUUUAACAGAAAAGAUUUUGAUUUCCAGUUUUCCAGACUGGGUUUUUAUAUCACAGCUAUUAAUAUUCUCAGAGUUGAUGAAGGACCACUUUUGUGUAUAAACUUGUCAGUUUCAACCUUGCAUUGGUAACAAUAUGACCUACUUUAAUCCAGGUAGAAUUCAAGAUGUCUUUGGCUAUAUGAUAAAAUUAAUGGUUCACAUGACUGUGUGGCAUCUUAAAAUAAUAUGUUUUUACAGCAUCUCUGUUACUAAAUUGUUGACUUGAAUUUUGAAAAAAAAAAAAAAACUUCGUGUUGAUAUGUAUAUGUGUGUGUGUAUAUAUGUAUUUAUAAACAAGUGUGUGUGAGUAACAAG
Sciurus carolinensis (gray squirrel) is the source of this 3840-nucleotide messenger RNA. RefSeq names its product protein inhibitor of activated STAT 1 (gene Pias1). Gene Ontology annotation, biological process: regulation of transcription by RNA polymerase II; protein sumoylation. The record is from RefSeq and is a predicted model, not a curated record. Gene Ontology annotation, molecular function: SUMO ligase activity; zinc ion binding; transcription coregulator activity. NCBI's taxonomy places the organism in Eukaryota, Metazoa, Chordata, Mammalia, Rodentia, Sciuridae. The coding region runs from base 45 to 2000 and encodes 651 amino acids. The transcript is spliced from 14 exons.